AUGCAAGAGAAGGGUCCCCAUAUAAGCGCGUUCAAAUACCCUCAAUCAUAUCAGGUGCACCUCGAGGGCGGGCAGCUGAUGGAAAACUCUCUUCUGGCGACGGUUCUCUACUCUCUAUUACUUCUUGCCGCGUACCGCUAUGGCUUUGACGACGAUUUUUUCUCCAAUUGGCGCGGCUCUGUGACAUUCGUCUGCUUUGAUCUGUACGUGAACUUCCCGCUCGACCGAGAGGACGACUCCGCCCACCAACUGCAAGAAGAAAAGUGCAAGGCCACCCGUUCCAAAUGUUUUCAAACAUGUCUGCACUCUCAUCUUAUCUUUGUACCUAUUUUCACUCAGCCACAUCGUUAUCUUGUUUUCCCUUCUCUUUCUUCGGAUUCGGCCGACAAUCAUGUUGCAUCGCCCACUCCCGUACCCGAUGGCGGGUUGGAACCUGCAGCGCAGGCACCAUCCCUGCACUGA
This is a messenger RNA of Sparassis crispa, 462 nucleotides long. RefSeq lists its product as hypothetical. The record is from RefSeq and is a predicted model, not a curated record. The transcript has 3 exons. Lineage: Eukaryota; Fungi; Basidiomycota; Agaricomycetes; Polyporales; Sparassidaceae. The coding region runs from base 1 to 462 and encodes 153 amino acids.